AAUCAUGGGAUAUACUUUGAAAGAUAACGAUGUUGCUUUGUGUAAAGUUGAGUUAGAAAGGAAAACCCAUAAGUCUAAAGCUAUGUUUCUCCCGACAUUUCGGAAACUAAAUCGUAAGUACAGUGAAUGGACUAUUAUUUGUUAUGGGUCUGCUGGAUGAUUGGACUUUACGGGACGGAUUCUUGUUUACACACACAGCGCCUUUCAUUUUACCAUUUCAUUUAGGGAGUACUCCUUUUAUAAACUAAUUUCUAAUUCUAAAAAAACAAACACAUGUAAAAUAUAUUCAUUUUGGGUACAUGAACAUCUGCAAAAGAUGCUAUAAUUAUUACAUGUAUUUAUUGAAUUUUCAUACAAUAAUGUAUUUUUUUUAAAAUUAACAGGUUGUGGUUCCAAGUUUUAUUUAAUUCAACUUUGUUUAUUCUUGUAUCUUUAAUCGCAUCAAAGUUUUCUCCACAUCACAUCACUUGAAAGUAAAAGUUACACAUUCUUACGUUUACAAUUCAACACCAGCUGUCAUGUUGAGUGUUUAUUCCAAAAUUUGCCAAUAAAUUGAAUAAGACACGAUAUCAAUCAUGAAUCUAUUUAAAUAAACAAGUAAAAACUUUUCAUUUUUUUAAAGCAAUCCGUCCCGUUGUAAAAGUUUUGUUUUAAAAUUAUAACCUGUAAAAUUAAUCACAAUGAAUCCUCAUUAUUGACCAUGCUUUACUUUACCGACUUGUAGGCUAAUCGCUAUGUUAGUUUACAUGCAUGUUUCAAAGAUGCAGAACACUUAGAUUACGAUUAUUUAAAAUGCAUUUCGUUUUCUCUAUCUUCUCCAUAUUAUAAAGAAAAUAAUUGUAUAUUGAUAAAAUUUUGAUUCUAAAAUAGUCGGAAUAACGAUGAAUACUACGACUAUUGCUACUCAAGAUAAAAUAAGAUUACAAAUAUGUUCUUCCAUUACCUCGACAAUUUUAAGCAAUUCCCCACCCCCUCCCCCUUUUCAUUUUCUCAAAAACUGUCAAAGUUUCCACGACCCCCCUAUUCAAAUAUGUCAAUAUUUUCCAAACACCAACCCCACUGAAAAAAAAGGAAUUUUAUUAUAAAUAAAUUUAUAAAUACAAAUAUAAAUACAUUUUUACUUUGUGCUGAUCUAUUUUAAUGACACCAAAUUGUAGAUAAAAUAUUUCGUUACAUCUUUAGCUUUUUUAAUCAACAAUUUAAAAAGUUUGUACACUUAAAUUUUAUAAUGCAGAAUCAAUUGAAAGGUUGUUAAAGACUAAUUAUUAUUAUCAUUGUUCGUGGGUUACAUAUGGUUAUUGUCAGUAAAGCUUACACUUAUAGUAUAGUUUCUAGAGGCUUUCAUCUUCUCAAGGAGUAGACAGGUUCUAUCGUAACAAUGGGCAUCAGGGACAUCAUUUGGGUAAGCCAGGAGGAAUUUCCCACCACCCCUUAAUUUGCAGGUUUUUAUUUAAAUUGCUAUGUACUGUGGCGCCUCUAGUAAUAAGCAACUUAACAACCCGACCAAGUUUUGGUUUUGCCCUCCCCCACCCCCUGAAAAAAACAUGAAAUGACGCCCCUGAUGGGUCUAGUCUAUAGUAGCUGAUUUAUCAUUUUCAUCUUGCGGCACUGAUAUACCAGACAAGUCAAACAUCACUCUCAUCUAACCAUUCAGCACUUAAAAUAGAAGCAUUUCGGUGUGAGCAAUAAUUGCCAUAAGCUCUCCCUAUCUCCUUGCAGCUACUCGUAUUAUUGGUCGAAUCCUUUUUUGUUGAGGAGCAGGUGCUAAUUUCUUAUGCUCAAGAGGGCAUUGUCGGUUCUGUUGAACAUGCUUUUUCAACAUGAAUUGUGAUGCAAAAUAGAUGUUACAGAUUUUGCAAACCGUUUAUGAAGCGAUGUUAAUAUUGCUACUCACUUUACAUUCACGCAAUUCUUAAAAUAUCGUAUUCUUCUUCUUUUAUAUAAUAACUUCCUACGAUCAAUUUAUUGAUCAUUUUGGCUUGUAUACAUGUAAAGGGGAUUUGCAAUGUUUCUGUGCCUGGUGUUGAUGAGGAUAUUUCACUGGUUGCAAGGGCGACUUUGUAAGGUUAUCAUGCCCUGAGGAUUGGAAGGCAUGAGGCGCAAAUGUGUCAAGUGUUGUCGCCUCAACUGUUUCUUUUGAGAGUUUGUUCCAGUUCCCGAUUGUCUUUGGCGUUUAUCUUUUAUCUUGACUGCACCUGCCACUUGAACCUUGUCCUUGUUACAUACCUGCAAAAGAAUCUACAGGUGAAGAGAGGCCAACUUUUUACUUCUCUUGCACUAACAAAGUGUGCUAACAUUCUGACCAGCCAUCUGCAGUGCACAGACACACAUUAAAUAAAUCUGAUAUUGUUAAAAGCCUAAAAAUCAUAUGACUAUCUACACUUAUACAUUUUAAAAGAUAAUUUAACAACCCGUCAACUUUUAAGAUUAAAAUUUUAAUAGGGAAAACGUGAUUGUUGACGUCAAUUAAUCUACUCCCCUCCCUCCCUCCCCUUACUCAAGAACUGUCAAACAUUUCCAUCCCCCACUCCCCCCACUCCCCUCCCCUAUUUCUUUGACGUAAUUUAUGGUCGCCCCCUUGGAUUCUUUUAUUGAUCUAAACACAUUUAAAGGUUUUUUUUAAUUGCUUUGUGCAUAUACAUUUUUUUAGCAAAUGAAUAGAUAUUUUAAUUAAGGCCACAUUUUUCAACUAAAACAAUUUAAAUACAACACAUAUACAUUGAAUUAUUUCACGAGUGAAAAAAAAAACACAGUCAUUCAGUGAACUCCCUUAGUCAUAACAGGAACUUUUUAGUUGUUCUCAUUUAGAUUUGUGACUUCUGUGGGGGACACGCUGGUAAGGUCGUACAGAUUGGGAAACAAACGAAUUAUUUUUAUAUCAUUUAAUCCUCGCCCGAUAAAUGAAACCGGUCGAUGCGCAUGUUUUGUUACUUUUAGAUACCAGCGACACACUUUCAAAUUUGCUGACCCCAUUGAUAUGACCUUAGCUGCGCUUAUUUCAACAGAUAUAUAUAUUGCUGUCAUGACAACGGUGUACAUCUUGAAUUAAUUAAUGUCUAUUCAUAGAUUUCUAAAAAUGAUGUAAGAUUUAAAGGUACUGGGGCAGUUAUCAUGUCUACGAAUUUAAAGAACGAUUAAAAAUACACUAACUUGGUUCCAAACCUUUAAAUGGAUUAAUGGAAAUAAUACUUUUAUUCAAUAACCGGAAGAUAUGACUCAGAUGGUACAACCGAGCCAACACACCCUCAACUAUAUUAGUUCCAAUGUGUGUCUGAACGUCCUAUUACGAGGCAACGUUGUUGUUUAUCUUCUAUGUCAAAAUAAUAUUUCAUUGCAUAUUUCCAUAAUUUUUAUAUUUAGAGAAUUCGGUUAUCUAUUUUUAUUAAAGACUUUCCUCGUGCUCGCAAAUCCAUAGGGUUUCUUCGGUUUGCAGCGUAACUUUUGUGUUGUCACUCUUCUUCUUCUUCUUAUAUUUGAGGGGCCCCACGAUCAAUUUGUUGAUCAUUCUGGCUCCUGGUUUAAAUUCAGAGUUUGCCUUCUCCUAGAUGGGUUGCCGUCCAAGGUUAAGGGGGCAGGCUACCAAAAAAAUUUUUUUUUUAAUUAACCAAUUUAGAGCAAUUAUUUUAUUAUGGUCAUGUUAAGCUAUGAAUGGAGAUAUAUUUUCAUGCUUUAAAAUAAAAAAAAUUAUAUAGUUGCCAUGGCAACCAUCUUGAAAAUAAUACCCAUUCGUAGAGUUCUAAAAUUUUAAAAACAAACAUACAUAUUGCUUAAAAAUUGAUUGAUUCAUGAACUUCAAUUAUAUUUAGAGGUACUGAGCUAGUUUAAUUUCCUUAAAACUUUUCAAAACAUUUUUUUUUUAAUUUUUAAAAUUUGCCUCGGCAGAAAACGCUUAAAAUUUACCAUCCUAGGAUAUGAAAAAAAUUAUUUUAACAAAAGUAAUUGACCAAAUUGAUUUUUGAAUAGCUCAUUACCCACAAAAUAGUUAAAGGAAGAUACACACCAAAUUUUAUUACUCUAGCUUGUAUAUUAGCUGAGAUUUUAGAAUUCUACGUUACAAAACAACAGAAAAAAACAAUUUUGAGAAAAAUCAAUUUUAAACUUUAAAAGUGAAAAAUUUUAAGUUUAAUAUGAAAAUGAAGUUCUUUUACAUAGUUUUUUUUGUUCAGCAACAUGGACAUGGUGGUUUCUUAUAUUAUUGAACUGUUGAAUGCACCAGGAACAUGGGUUUUAACUUCUUGAACUUCAUCAGGUGCUCUCGUCAAAAUCACAAUUUUAAACAAAAAAUUUUUUUCCUCUGGAAUAAAGCUAAUUUGUGUUGUAUUAGAAUUUUUUGUUCAGCAUUAUAAUAUAACACAAGUUAUCCAAAGUCCCCAAUCAACCCUUUUGUCCAUGAUCCUUUUAACCAUGCUUAGAUGACAAGGUUAUGUUGCUGUCACCAUCACUGAAAUUAAAGCAUAGUUUCAUGGCAGCAAUGCUAUGUUGAAACUUUUGUACCUAUUCUGUGUACUUCUUUCAUCAAAGAUGUCCCUCAUACCAGAGGUGAAUGAGUUAUUUGUCUAUUAGAAAUGUAAUAAUUGGGAAGAUACUUGCUCAUAAAUGUUUCAUGUCUUCGGCAUAGCGCAGUUUUUAUACUUUGCGCAGGUUAUAAAUUUUGCGGUGCAGCUGGAUUGUUUAUCGCAGAUAUCAUAGAUUGCAACUUUUCAUAGUCCAUGCCAUUGUCCUUCAGGCCUUAGAGUCUAUAAUUGAUAAUGACUUGGUUAUCCAGUUGUUGAUAUGAACAAUCUAACCACUCACAAUCUAGUCAUUGUUAUGUUCAUAGUAUUUACUAUUUUGUUUUGCAAUCAGCUGUAAGUUAUGGCUUCUGCAAUUCGUCCAUUCCACUGCAGACAGAAGAAAAUUGGUAAAAGCUUUGAAUUAUGAUCAUUUCGAAAUCAAUGUUUAGCAGUCCCUCUGUAGAAUUCUUGUCACUGAAGAAUUAACUUUUGCUCGGCUCGGUAGAACUAAUUGGGGGCUGGAAUGGAAUUAAAAAAUUAUAUAAACAUUAUUUAGCAAAUAAUAUAUUGAAAAUGAUCUCAAUAAGCCUAUUAGUAUUAUUUAGAUGUUUAGGAUUGCUAAACUAAAUACUUAUUUUAUUAUAAUUACUAUUAUUAGUCAAUUGAACUGAUCUUAUAAAUAAGAAAUAAUAUAAAACUAAUUAGCUAUUACUAUUAAUAAUUGUAUGCAGAUAAAAAAAAUGAAUAAGGCUAAGAUUAAACUAUUUGAGUUAAAAGAUUCUAAUACGAAUUAUUUUCCCCAUACUGCUAAUGCUAAUACCAUGCCAUAAUUAUAGUAGUAUUACGGCAUAUUGCGUUGUUGUUUUAGUCCUAGCCUUAGUCUUAGCCUAUGCUAUUACUUUGAACUACUCGAUUAUUUAUCAAUGUUGUUUUGUUAGACAACUAUAAAUAAAUAGGCUUAGGAUUCAUAUAAUUUAACAAUUCACUUGAUUGGUAAAUAUGAAGACUAAUAGUAGAAACUUAUGUAAUUCUCCGCAUAAGGCAUAAGCUAAACAUAAACUCACAAACAAUCCACACGCACGAUCAAUCAUCAAGGCAACACAGUGACAGUACUGACGUCCGAACUGAAUAAUUUCAACUAUCACCGAUUGCAUGUUGCUAAAUUAAGGUCAUUUUUUUAGUAUACUUACCUUGAAUUUCUGGCUUUUACCGAAUGGGUAAGGUUGUAAACGUGUAUUUUAAAAUCAAAAUAUGCUGAUGCUUUCGUUUGCAAAAUGUCGUUCUGUACACAGAACCAUGAUCCGGUAAAUACGCAUAAACAACGCAUUUGCGCAUGUGCAAGUCAACGGUAUCUUGGUUACCCUCGGUUCGGAACAAUGAAAAUCGGUAAAAUAAUUGUAUAAAUAGAAGGGAAGAAAAUCCUACACAUACUUCGCUUGUGGAUCCGAUUAUUUGUAGCAAUUAUAUUUACUGACUUCGAUUCUAAAAAUAAAAAAAUCUGCUUGAAUUUACCUUUACGUUGAUAUAUAAUAAUAGCAUAUUAUGUUAUUUAAAACUAGUUUUUUGAGGUCUCAAACAUGGGAUAUGUAUGAAUUUUAUUUUAUUGCCAAAAUUAGGUCAAUUUUUAGAGUGGGGUGGGGUGUUAAAUAUCAGUUGUUUCACAACAAAUCUUUUAAAAAGUAGUAUCAAUUGAUAUGUAAUCGAUUCUAAGAAUGUUUAUCUUCGUAAAAAUGAAAAAAUAAAAAAAUAGACAAUUUUUGAAAAUUUUAGAUAUUUUCGGGCGCCUAACCCCUUAACGAGUCCCAUCCACCCGGGGUGCUUGGGAUGUUGGCUUUGGUGGGGGGAUUGAGCUCAAGACCACCAGCUAUUUGAGACAGUUUGGACCGCUCGGCCACUCCCUGACACUUUCGUUCGGUCGGUUGAGGCUUCGUGGUGUUAACCUGAGAGGUCGCCUGGAGUUGAAGACACGCAGUUACAGCUGCAGUAAGCUGGGGUCGGGGGGAAGUGGGUUUUAUGGUGGUGAGUUUUGGGGGGAAAUAAGAAAAGGUGAAUCAGUCAGUACAUUGGCUGCCGGUGCGUGCUCGCAUAGAGUACAAAAUCGCAACUUUGUGCUACCGCUGCUUACAUGACCUGGCGCCGUCGAUAGACUUUCUCGACGACUGCGGAAUACAUGGGUCAUCUCUCGAGGCCUCAUCCGAUAGUGGCAAACUCUCGACACCACGUGUUUGCCUUGAGACUUACGGAAAGCGCACUUUCGCAUUUGCUGUUCCAACAAUUUGGAACGCCCUUCCUGUCGAUCUUAGAAACAACCAGACACUGGAGUCCUUUAAAACAGAUCUAAAGACACAUCUAUUUCGCAAAUACCUUCUGGGAUGAUUGUCUACCUUAUUUUCCAUGUGUUGCUGUGUUGCUCCGGGUUGAAAUGGCUAGAAAGACUUUGAUAUUGUAUGCUUGUAAUUAGUUUUUGUAGUGUUGUGUUUGUUUUAAAUGUGGUGAAUUAUAAAUAUGUUUUUUGUUGACUUUGUACCGCGCUUCGAGCCUUUGGGGAUGAAGCGUGUUUUUUUAAAUGAACUUUAUUAUUAUUAUUACAUCUAUUUCCGUAUGUAUUUUUCAACGCCUACAAACUUGUAAGAGAAUAUACAUAUCACAACUUAUGCCAAACUUAAAACUACUUGAAGAACUUCUUGCUCCUCGGUUAGGUUAGCUUGGGGUACGCUCGAGUUUCCUCGGCUGAUCAUUUUCGCGUCUUUAACAUUUUUUUUGUAUUAUUUACUGUAUUUCGAAAAAAGUUGAAUGGUUUUGUAGUAAAUGGUGGCGGGUUGGGGAGCUGAAUAUUUUCUAAACGCAACGGGGUCCUCUCCUAGCAUUAGCUCCAGGCAAAAACGGUGUUUAUCAUGGUUAAAUGAAUCUUUUAGAAACAGCUGAUCAAUGAUAAAUUUGAUUUAAAUAUUGCCGUUGGACAGAGUUUAUUAUCAAUAAACCCUCUUGGUAUACACGAGUUGAUUAAGAAGCUUUGUUUUUUUUACAUUUACAUGUUACAAACAUGUCAAUGAAGAGUAAGGUCGAAACAUUAAUUUCCCCGCUCGUACUCAUUGCGUUAACACGAUUCCUCUCUCAAUCAGGUCUCCAGAGCUUGUUGGUGUUCGGAGCAGUGUCUGCGCUUCUGAUUCUUGCUUACUUGUCAACAAAUACAAAGAUUAUUGAGAGCUGGUACCAUCGAUCAGAAGGUGAGAGGCUAAGCCCAACCCUAAAUUACUCUUCAGUCCUCCGCCUCAAUCCCGAGUCUCCCCUGUCCCACCUCCAACUCGGAUGAUUGUCCUCUUAUCAUAGAGCCCUACCCCCUCCCCCUUCCUUUGUCCUAUCGUGCCCCAGCUCACCCCUCACAAAAACCCCACCCUCUUUCUCUUCUCAGCUAAUACCAUCGCAAACAUCAUGUCUCACCUCAUCCCUUUAACUUCAGCAGUUGUAAAGAUAAAUAAAUCUAUGCUCAGGCUCUCUUUAGGCACAUGAAUGUUUCCAAAUGCUUAUUGAACAUCAUCAUCAGUAGCGCUAGAGCCCAAAGGGGUCUCUGGCUUGCUUCACCAUAUACUCUCUUUCAGACCGAUCUCUGGUGUGGCCCAGCUAAUGUAAACCCUUUACUAAAAUACAUCAGGUCUAUUUAAGAGUUUAAUUUUCUCCUUUCUUCUGUGAUAGUGGGAACAGCCUUGGUUUUUUAAUGAAAGUCUUGGCGCUGUCCAUUGUUUUGACGUGUAACGUAGUCUGGGAUACUGAGACGGUGUUUUUAGGGGUUUCCAGACUAGAGCAUGACAUACAUGCUCUUGUAAAGUUCAAACAUAAAUCAAAUAUUGCCUCAUCUAAGAAGGGAACAACUAUCACACGAAACCUCCGCAGCCUAGCAGCUAAAACCCAAAUACAACUACAAAACCCCCCCCCAAAAAUUUAAAUUCAAGUUUGUAUCGAUCAUCUUAACGCAGCCUUACGUAAUGGGAGGAGAAUAGGAUCUGCUGAUUCGAAAAAAAACAUAUGCUUCUCCUCUAAGUAACGUUGUCCAGGAUUCAGAGCUUCCCCAGAGACGUUUCCAGAGCGCCAUCAUCUCUUGGAGACUAACGACUCUUAAACUUUUUGUUCAUCGCUGAUUACCUGUUGACGCUACGAAAAGCCAAUGAUUAUUUGAUAAGACCGCUGAGCACCGUUAUAUAUUUGGACCACUUAAGCAAAACGUCAUGAGGAUCUAAAAUAGUUAUAAAGGUCAAAGAGCCUAAUAUUAUAGCACGUCUGUUGACCUAGUUUUCAUUCACCCCACGUGGUGUCGUGCCCUGGCAUGCUUCAUUUACUUCUCACCCCCCACCCCCACCAUCUUUUGUUGUUACUGACUCACCAAUUAAAUUGGUGACAAGUGCAGCCAUUCCUUUCCACACGACCUUUGUCUGGGAAGGUUUGUCUACGCUUCCAGGUGUGUGCCUGCAUAAAUGGGAGAAAAUCAUUUCUGGCGUUAGGAUUUCUAGACUUUCUGUUCUGGAGGGUUCUGCCCAAUGUUCCCUCUAAGGUUUGUUGGUUCGUGUGCAAAAUCAUAAAGCUGUGUGCAAAUUUUUACAGCAUCAAUUUUUUUGUUAGCAAAAUUUUCAGCCUACAGACACAAACACACACUUAAGUGGAAAUUAGCUUGCGGUACCCAAAACUGCUGCGCGGCGUCUGUAAGAUUGCUGCGCCGCCGCGCAGCUUAAAGGGAACAUUGGUUCUGACUGCCUCAAUAUAUUUCCGGCGGUCAACUGUGACCGUUAGCCUUACGAGACUGAUCAGGGUUACACAUCAAGAGAAUUUACAACCGUUUCCCCAUGUGAGUGUGUGUAUUGUUAUUGUAAAAUUUUUAGUAUUACACAUAAUCCCUUGCUGUGCUUUAAGUUCACAUAGUUUUUAUUUUUGUCAAUUUAAUUUUGUAUUUUUACAUUCACUUAAUAUUAAAAUCAAAUUAAAUAUUGCUUUUAAUAUCACUAGAUUAGGUUUAGUUUUCUUUUGUAUAUGGAUUUUCAGGCCUCUUUACUUAUUGUUCAUCUUAAAACAGAUUACAUUUGUAAAGCCCUAUAACGGUGCAUAACACUAGUUUGAGAACUCUAGCCUUAACAUCAUGUGACUAAAUGUUUUACAGGAGGAAGCUCUUCAAGGUUAUCGAAAUUGGCCACUCCCAUAAGCGGGACGAAUUGGACGUUGAAUGACUUCAUAAACCAUUUUCAGAUCUUGUUGGGGCCCCCCACUGAUUCUCAUAAACAGAGUUUUGAGAAUCCUUGUCAUGGAAAUACAGGUAACACUGUACCAAUCUUAUCGUAUGUUAAUUUUUAAAUCAGUAUUACAAGGCGUUCCUGUCUGUCUGGGUCUGUGUGUGUGUGUGAGUGUGUGUGUGUGUUUGGGGGUAUUGAGAUAGAGAUAUUGUGUGUUGUGUGUAUGUAUAGCAGUGGAGCUAUUGACUAACCAUCAAACAUUCUAAAAAAUAAGCAGUAUAAAUACGACUGGAUUCUUAAAAACAGUGAUAGGGAUUUUCUAUUAUAUUACGGAAGUCGAACUAUCUCCUUAUAUUUAACUAUAUGUAUUUUUUUAUAUCUAAUUACUAUUGUUAUAAAUUAUAAAUGCAUUUAACAUAAUAAUUAUAUAAUUACGUUCAGUAUUUUACCUGCAUGUGACGGUUAAGAUAUGGUCCUCUGUGUAUUAAAUUAUAACUGUCAUUCAUUCGUAAGCACUUUUAUUGGGAGAACGCGAAAAUCCAGCUUUUAAGUUGGACACGUCGACAUCCAGCGUUGCAUUUCAGGCCUGAAUAACCUUGUCAGAGAUAAAGAUUUGAACUUAUAUUUUCUACCAUGCAAACGAGAUUAUCACACAAAUAAAGAAGGUGACAAAAGACAAAGCUCCAUUGAUCUCUUUUGUUGUUUUGUCAGUUAGGUUCAACCCCAAGAUAUUUUUUUAAUGCUAAUAUGAUGCCAGGCAGGUGGGCCAAAAGGGGCUUUAUACUUUCAACAUGGUCUGACCAUCGUGUGUAAGACAUGGCCUGAAGAGAACAACCAAAACUCUUCUGCCAGCUUUUGAAUCGCUGUGGACUAAAAGUAAACAAGUUGUAGAAAUCGUGUAAAGUCCUAAAGUUUGAUAUGGCUUCAGGAAUGCAUCCCGUGGCAUCGUCUCCUAACAAAAUAAGCGUGUGGCAUGAAAAUAAAUGUGUUUCAUAAGGCUCAAGUAAUCUUACCUUAAUCAAGUAAUCUGCACCUAUUUACUUGUCUGCCAUGUUGGCUGGAUUGUCUUAUCAAGACAAUCCGAUAGUGGAAUACGCGGUUCUUCCAAUGUUUUCUUUUAUCACCUGUGCUAUAUCAUAUCCUGUUGUACGGCUUGUAAAGACAAACUGUAGAAAGCCUUCUAUAAGUUCAUACUAGCUUUCUAUCGUAUUACAUAAAGCAAGAGAAAUAUUGUUUUGUUCAACUUCACUUCAGACAAGCCAAUCAAAAUAAUGCUCGUUUAACUUCACACCAGACAAGCCAAUCAAAAUAAUGUUUGUUUAACUUCACUCGAGACAAGCCAAUCAAAAUAAUGCUUGUUUAACUUCACUACAGACGGAAAAAAAUAUAUCAAGUGCAUAAGAGAGAAAGAGAGGGAGCAAUGUGUACAAAAUAUUUUAUAAUCAAAUAAUUUUGCGUGAAAAUUUAAUCUUUAAAAGUAAAGCCAUAAUGCUUUCAUUUCUCGAAAAUAUCAUUCAGUGGCUUAAAGAAACAAUGAAUUAAGAAUUUUUUAAAAAUAAAAAUAAUUUUAUUUUUACUUUGGGAAAAAUACAAUCACGAAAAAGAAAGUGUGGGUAAAUGUUUAUGAGAUUAAAAAAAAAUAUAUAUCUAUUAAAAAAAGGAUGUUACAGACAUGAAAAUAAGUUAAGAUUUUCUAAAGGUAUAAAAAUGAUGUAUCUAACCAUUAUAGAAAAAUAUAGUUCUGGAGUGAGGCAAAAUUUAAGGAAAAUUUAUGAAGAUUCCUAUAUUAAAAUCCGUAAAUAGUACAGAUUUUUAUUUUUUUAAUUUCCAUAAAAUUAAAUACAUGUUUACGUAAUUUUCUUUGAUAAUACAAUACAUCAUAGCGUGAUUCAAUUACUUACGUAAAAAUUAAAAUUAUAGACGUUGAGACUUCUUCGAAACAAGAAGCACAAAUAGCACACUAUGCCUCCCAUCUGUGUCCCGGGAACAGCGGGUCAUAUCUUCCAGUUUAAAGUAGAUCAGUAUGAAAUCAAUUAGUGCAACAGAGCAACCAAUACCAUGGAAUGUGUGGCUGACGUAAUAGGGGGAAAUGGCACUUGGAUGUGUUUAAGUGUUAUUUUGAAGACACAAAUAUCGAUGACAAUAAUGAUUACGACAAAAAGAACAGUUAAGUUAAAAACUCGUCCACUAAACAUUUUUGUACAUAUAAAUUGCUAUAUGAGGGCAAAUACCUUAAAGUUUAUUUUAUUUACCAGCGUGUACUCCCAACUGUACAUAUAAAUUGCUAUAUAAGGGCAAAUAGCUUAAAGUUUAUUUUAUUUACCAGCGUGUACUCCCAACUGUACACGUCCACUGAGUAACUCGAGUGAUGAGAGACUCACAGAUGUCCUCAUGUCUCCCAACCUGACACUGUCAAACCAACAGAGAGACAACAUCUUGUCCAUGACAGAUUCCAUCCCAGAGAAUGACAUCAUCUUCCUGUCAGCCAGCUCCUCCAACCAUUAUGACGAAAUGCAGGCCAUGUUUCACAAUCUGCACACCGUUGUCUUUCCUAUAUUGCCUAAUAUUACUGUGGUCUUAUUUGACAUUGGACUUACAGAAGAGCAAAGAAUGCGGGUAUUCAUAUUAGUUAAAUAAAUCAUCCCAUAUUAGCUCAUUAAAUUGAUAUGUUAUUAUACUAAUUUUUCAUUUUCUUUUUUCUAAAAAAGAGAUAGUGUCCGCUAAGAAUAAAGGGAAAUCAAUAAGAGAUGCUGUUUUUGAAAGUACAUUUAAUUUUUUUUUUUUUAAAUUAGUAAUAUUAGAAAUAAUAUUGUAAAGCUUAUGUUAAAACAUAUUUAAUGUUAAUAACUGUAUUUCCAGCACCGAAAAUCAUAUCAAUCUAAUAAUUUUCUUUACUUUAUAUUUUUAAAGACUGAAAGAAAUUGCCGAUGUCACUUGUUGAGAUUUCCUGUUGAAAAAUUCCCCCCUCACAUGAAAGAAAAUAUUUGCUAUUCCUGGAAACCAGUGAUUAUCCGGGUCAGUACAAUCGCAACGUCGGAGAUGUAUAACAUUUUAUGGAACCCAAAUAUAUAUUUCGCUAUCGACCAUCUGAAUGGAAAAUUUAAUUCAUUUGCCUAUACUAUAAUUCUUAAAAAUCUCAAAUCAUAAAAUAUCAGUGAAUGGCUUAACAUCGUUAAACGCUUUUCGUAUGCUGAUCUUUUGAAAGUGGACGAGGUUUCCUUUAAAACCGAUCUAAAGACACAUCUAUUUCGCAAACACCUUCUGGGAUGAUUGUCUACCUUAUUUUACAGUUAAUGCAUAAUGGCUGUGUUGCUUAUGGUUGAAAUGGCUAGAAAGACUUAUAAGUCCUCCACCCCCCCACCCCCCAAAGCCAAUGUCAUCAUUUUAAGCCUCUUACCUGCUCAGAGAUUGCUGUCAACCUCUUGCAAAACCGGUAAACUGAGCUAAGGUUUUAAUUGAAAUAUUUCUUCAUUAUUUAUUCUUUGUUUCUGCUAUUCACUGACGAAGGCUUCUCGCCGACACGUUAAGUUUUUUUCUUCCUAUUAUUUUUCGUACGAGCUGAAGCAAUGCAACCUUUUUGCGCGUGUACAAUUGGAAUAGGUGCAAAAUCUUGACUAAUAAAUCCAGAUGGCGCGCCAUAUAUCCACCAAUUGAUCAUGUCCUUUAAGCUGUCAUCAGCAUAUUUCUCUUUUAAAAUGGUUUGUGGUCAAAUCGUGACUGAGAAAAUACUUCAGAUGGAACUGGUAUUAUUUUGGAAAAUAAUUCGCAUACAAUCAAGUUAGACUAGGACGUUGCGGUAUCUUUUCAAAGGGACGUAAUAAUAAUGACACUUGCAAUGCACUUGAAUUUCAUUACUUAUGUCCCUGUGGAGCGGACAAGAUCCACUCGGGAAUUAAUAAUAUCCAGUGUUUGAUUCUGAAAACAGUCGCCACACAUUAAACUUUUUCUGUGUAACAUUCUUGCCCUUAAAUUUACGUAGAUGAGUGAGGCUUACAAUUGAUCCAGUUCUUGAAAAAGAUUAAUUUAAGAUAGAUAAAAUACUGCAUUUAAUAAAAAUACGGUGGAACCUCUCAUAACCAGGACCUCUCAUAACGAGCACACAAAAAAUGUGAAGGAGUUGCUCCCUUAACGAGCGAUAUUUCGCAUGAGUUACGCAGAAAGGGGAGUCCCGUUUUUCUGACAUUCAUUUGUGAUCCGGGACUUCCGCGCCGAUGCAUUAGUACAGCGGUUCUCAAUCUGUGGGUCCUUGACCCCUUUGGGGGUAGCGCGGCCCUUUUCCGUGGGUCGCCUUAGACUAUCUGAAAACACAUAUUCUUACAGCUAUGAAGUAGUAACGAAAAUAAUUACGUUACUGGGCGGUCGCCAAGACACGAGAAACUGUAUUAAAGGGUCGCGGCACUAGGAAGGUUGAGAACCAUUGCAUUAGUCUGUGUUUAGCACUCGAUCUGUUAGCGUAUUGUUUUCGUGUGUGAUCACCAGUUUUUACAAAUUUUGUAUUCAGACAAAGUGUAAUAACCUAUGCUAAAAUGUCUUCGAAAAAAAAACAACACAAAAAGACAAUCAUAAAAGAGAAAAAAUAACUGUUGAAAUGAAACGUAAAAUCAUUGAAAAGCGAGAACAAAGAUGUGAGCGUGGCUAUUCGUGCUACACAUUUAUUCAAUGCUAAUGCUGUGACACAUUUUUGUCAAAUUUUGAAGCGUCGGAAAAAACAGAUGUCUUUAGACAGUUUUCUAGUUAAAAAGGAUUAAUUAUUUGUCAUAAAUUCAUAUUUUUAUUUCCGUUUUUUGUUUCAAAUGUAAAUUGUAUUCCAAGUUGUUACACUCCUUAACAACUCAUAAGUAAUUUUAUUUGAAUAAAUGUUAAAUAAUUUUUUUGAAAAAUUAGUAUUUUUUUCAGUAUUAACGCAUUAUCAUAUUUUACAUUGAUUUGUAUGGGAAAAAAUGUUUCGUUUAACGAGUGUUUCGCUUAACGAGUAAGAGUCUGGAACGAAUUAAACUCGUUAUGAGAGGUUCCACUGUAAUUAUAAAUAUUUUUAUUCUUAAUUUAUUUUUUCAAUGCUUCAUGAUUUCCUUCUAUGACGCACAGGCCACCAUGGAGAAGGCUCGUCAAAUACUUGUAUACCAAGAUGCUUCCAUUCGUUGGUCGCCAAACAUCAUCAAAGUUUUAAACAGGACAAGAACGUUCGGUUUGCAGUAUCACAGAAGCGACUUCAUAUCCAGAAUUUCAUUGCAUACAAUGAGAGAGGUUAGAAAACUAGGAUUUUUUACUUUAUGUUUGUUUCGUUUUUAUGUUUUAAUUUUUUUUAUUGUUCCCCAAAUAACGCUUGUUCUUGUUAGAAAAUUCUUUUCUAGGACUGUUUUGAAAGCUACUAGAUAUCUUAAUAUCUUUUAGAAGAAAUAAUCUAUUUAAAAUAUAUAUAUAUAUAUAUUUGGGGGGGGGGGCCAUCGUGUCAAUAAUAUACUAGAUGACAGCGGGAAAAGUUUGAAAUGUGGUUUGAAUUUACUAAAGAAACAUUAGAAAAAUAAUAAAUUUUAAAUGUUUUUUUUUUUUUUUUAAAUAACCAACGAUUUAACUAAGCUCUUUCUCUUCAAGAUGUUUGAUUAUUUCGGAGAGAGUCCGUGUGCUUUUUCUCCAUUCCCUGAAAUCGAAGCCAACAACGGCAUGUACAAGAACGAUCCGUUUGUCAUACACGCCGUCCUAGAGCCGUGGGCCCGUUGUGCACUGGAACCAUCAUGCAUCUGUCCUGUUCCACCUGCAACAGUGGUAAACUGCAAUAAACCCGUCGCUGAACCCAGGUGCCACAGGUGAGAAUCGAUUAAACACGUUAAGUUGAAAAUGUUAAGUUAUUAUUUUUUUUAAAUGAGGAGAGAUCUCUUUGUUCAUUGACCGAAUGUCGCGCUCACGACUGCACGAGAUAAACUAAUAAUAUUUUAAUAAACUGUUUUUAUCAUUUUCAUAAUUCGAUGACUUAAAAAACAAGGGGUCACUAUUUCAAAUAUUCAAACGGUUAAUUUUCUUCAUUUGUCUGGUAACAUAGCCUCUAAAUUUGGUAUAAAUCCUCUUACUUAGCACAAGAUCAAUGGAUUACCUUGAUAUCCAUUGCUCUAGUUGAAGUUUAUUUAAAAAAAUUGUAUCUUAAGAAAACUCAUUUUCUUUUACAUUAUUACCCUUAUCUCUGCGAAAUAAAUUAAAAAAGAGGUUCAUUUUAAAAGAAUAAAAGUUUAUCCAACAAUACCAUAACACGUUUCCCCCCAUGUUUUUCGACUAAUAAAUAUAUAAUUGUUUUUGGCGUUUCAAUAAAGAAAAGAUAUUGUUUUGUUUUGUUGUUGCAAUGUUGAGAAGAAAGCGUUAAAAAUAUGUAUAAUUUUAUGAUAACGUAACCUACUUUUCUUUUUCUCAUAGGUUCGAUCAAUCGGCCAUGGGAAUCUUAACAACAAAAUUAUUUAAUAAAGAUAUUCACAGAAUUCUUGGUCCUGGUUACCAUUAUGUUGGAAUACGUCGUGAACAUAAAAUGAAAGACUACUUCUAUUCCUUAGAAAACCCUCAACAUUUUGCAAAUCAAACAAACACAUCAAUUUCAAAAGUGUAGGCAUUUCUUUAUUACUUGUGUAAUAUAAAUUGUAUUUUUAAACC
This is a messenger RNA of Lymnaea stagnalis (great pond snail), 16342 nucleotides long. The record is from the annotation of a GenBank genome assembly. Lineage: Eukaryota; Metazoa; Mollusca; Gastropoda; Lymnaeidae.